AAUAAUGAAAUACAAUCGACUGAUUACACACGAGCGACAGCUUAUUUUCUUAUUGAAUUUAUAAAUUUUAGAGAGUGUCUGACCAGUCUUCCCGAACAGCAGAAGCCGGAGCACACGCGAACCGCUAAAGGCGAUAGCCCACAAAACACACUGCCUGUAACUAAAAACCAGAGAUUAGAUCAUGGCUGAGGACCCAGUCAACCAGAAGGCAUUCGCUGAGGACGUGGCAGCUGCCGCUGCAGCCGGAGGACCCAAUGGCUUUGCCGGUCCCGAGCCGGGACAUCCGGACUUCAAGAUGCCCAGUGCCGAAGAAAUCUGGAAACUGGUCGAGGGCAUGGAGGGGAUUUCGGAUGAUGAGCGUGCCGAGCUCCGCGAGAGCAUCUUCAACCCGAAACCUCCGUCACCGGAGGAUUUCAUGCGGCAGUAUGGACAUCCCGGCCACAGUUCCCGAGAAUACCUGGUGUUCUUCGUGAUGUUGGCCCUAAUACUGAUUGUCUUUGCUCUCUUCGGCUACAAGCUCUACAAAUCCCUGACGGAGAAGGAACUCAAGAAACAGGAGAAGCUCAAGAGCAAGCAGCAGAAGAAGGCCAAGAAGUCCAAUUGAUCAAGGAGGAGAUGAGGAAAUCCUUAAUGUAGUAGUUUCCGGCACUGCAAACCCUCCAUCUGUUAAUCAAUACAAUCGCCCUGUAAAUGAAUAAAUUAUGAACCAGUAAACGUAAUCAAAUAAACAGUA
Drosophila ficusphila is the source of this 733-nucleotide messenger RNA. RefSeq lists its product as uncharacterized. The record is from RefSeq and is a predicted model, not a curated record. Lineage: Eukaryota; Metazoa; Arthropoda; Insecta; Diptera; Drosophilidae. The transcript is spliced from 3 exons. The coding region runs from base 182 to 604 and encodes 140 amino acids.